This is a messenger RNA of Laccaria bicolor S238N-H82, 4289 nucleotides long. RefSeq lists its product as uncharacterized. The record is from RefSeq and is a predicted model, not a curated record. The transcript is spliced from 24 exons. The coding region runs from base 1 to 4221 and encodes 1406 amino acids. Gene Ontology annotation, cellular component: nucleus; mRNA cleavage and polyadenylation specificity factor complex. NCBI's taxonomy places the organism in Eukaryota, Fungi, Basidiomycota, Agaricomycetes, Agaricales, Hydnangiaceae. Gene Ontology annotation, molecular function: nucleic acid binding; protein binding.
AUGCCUUUGCAUGCUUUGCGUCAAGAGAUCCUCCCAGCGAGCGGUGUAGAGUUCGCGACAAGCCUCAAGUUAACCCCUUCGACGUUAAUCGCACUUCCUACCCCCGAAAACGCAACAACCAGACAGGAAUUUGUGUCGCGUGUCAUCUGUAACGUGGUAGUCGCGCGUUCAAACUUGCUUCGUAUUUUCGAGGUACGAGAGGAGCCAUGCCCGAUACAAAACCAGGCCGACGAUGAACGAGAGCGGAGAUCAAAAGUUAGAAGAGGAACGGAAGCCGUGGAGGGCGAGGUGGCGAUGGACGAACAAGGGGACGGAUUCAUCAACAUAGCAAAGUCUCAAAAGUGCCCAACCCAUACCCCAACCGUUACCCGGUUUUACUUUGUUCGAGAACAUCACCUCCACGGAAUUGUGACCGGAAUUGAAGGUGUCAAGAUUAUGUCUUCCUUGGAAGACAGGCUCGACAGGCUAUUGAUAUCUUUCAAGGACGCGAAGAUCGCUCUACUAGAAUGGUCCGACGCCGUUCAUGACCUCAUAACAGUUUCUAUUCAUACUUACGAACGAGCCCCGCAGCUGAUGUCUAUAGACUCCUCACUUUUUCGCACCGAGCUCCGGACUGAUCCCAUUUCUCGCUGCGCUGCGUUGUCACUUCCCAGACAUGCUCUUGCCAUUCUCCCAUUCUAUCAAUCUCAAGCCGAACUCGAGGUUAUGGACCAAGACCAGUCGCAAGCAAAGGAUGUGCCGUACUCGCCGAGUUUCAUCCUUGAUCUCCCCGCACAAGUGGAUCAAAAUAUCCGGAACGUCAUCGACUUUGCCUUCCUUCCAGGUUUUAACAAUCCGACGAUCGCUGUCCUCUUUCAGACGCAACAAACAUGGACGGGCCGCCUGAGAGAAUUUAAGGACACGGUUAGGCUGGUCAUCUUCACCCUUGACAUUGUCACCCAAAAUUACCCAAUCAUAACAUCUGUUGAAGGAUUACCACACGAAUGCCUCGCCCUCCUGCCUUGCGGAACAUCUCUCGGAGGUGUCGUCAUCAUUACAAGCAACGCGAUCAUCUACACGGACCAAUCAUCCAAACGCGUGGUUCUGCCCGUCAAUGGGUGGGUUUCGCGCAUCAGUGACAUACCUCUUCCAUCCCUCACUCCCGAAGAGCAAUUACGGAACAUCUGCUUGGAAGGAUCGCGUGCCGUAUUCGUUGAUGACAGGAAUCUUUUCGUCAUCCUGAAAGAUGGCACUGUGUACCCUUUGGAGAUCGUUGUGGAUGGGAAAACAGUGUCCAAGUUGACGAUGUCCCCUCCUCUAGCACAGACAUCGAUUCCGUCCGUUCUGAGGAAACUUGAUGAUGAUCAUUUUCUCGUGGGAAGUUCUGUUGGCCCGUCUGUUUUGCUGAAGGCGGCUCAUAUCGAGGAAGAGGUUGCGGAGGAUCAUGACAUGGAGGCCGCCCCUGCUACUGUGGUAUAUGAUGCAGAUGAUAUGGAAUUUGACGAUGAUGACGGUAACCUACCACGAGUAGCUCAACCAAUGGCAAAACCGACUGUGAUACACUUAUCCCUACGUGACUCAUUACCAGCUUAUGGCCCCAUCUCGGACAUGACAUUUUCGCUGGCAAAGAACGGCGACCGUCCUGUCCCUGAACUUGUUGCUGCAACAGGAUCAGGUUUUCUUGGUGGAUUCACCCUGUUCCAGCGCGAUCUUCCGGUCAGAACAAAACGCAAACUACACGUCAUUGGCGGCGCUCGGGGUCUAUGGUCCCUCCCCAUUAGACAACCAGUCAAAGCCAGCGGAAUCUCAUACGAGAAGGCCGUUAAUCCAUUCCAGGCGGAGAAUGACUCGCUCAUCAUAAGUACCGACAUCAACCCUUCUCCUGGACUCUCUCGGGCGGGCAAGAAUGACGUUAUGAUCACAGCACGUAUUCCAGGGACUACAAUUGGGGCUGCGCCCUUUUUCCAACGAACGACCGUUUUACAUGUGAUGACCAACGCUCUCCGAGUUCUUGAACCUGGUAUGCAGAUUAUCAAGGACAUGGACGGCAAUAUGCCCCGGCCAAGAAUCCGGGCUUGUAGCAUAUCGGAUCCGUUUGUUUUGAUCCUCAGAGAAGACGACUCUAUCGGCCUCUUCAUUGGAGAGACAGAACGCGGAAAGAUACGUAGGAAGGACAUGUCUCCGAUGGGCGAUAAAGUCAGUUGCUUCUAUACCGACACAACUGGCUUACUGGAAAGCAACUUUGAAAACUCGACCACUCCAGUUGGCGUUACUUCGACAUUGUCAGCUGCCGUCAACGCAGGAAGUAAAGGUCAAUGGUUGAUCUUGGUUCGUCCCCAGGGGAUCGUGGAGUUGUGGACCCUGCCCAAGUUAACACUCGGGUUCUCUGCAGAUGGCUUGACAUCCCUUCAAAACGUACUGGUGGAUUCACAUGACCCUCCAGCCCCCUCAUUACCUCAAGACCCUCCACGCAAACCACAAGAGUUCGACGUUGAACAAAUACUUGUUGCCCCCAUUGGUGAAUCCUCCCCUCGACCCCACCUAUGCGUCUUCCUUCGUUCAGGACAACUCACCAUCUACGAAGUUCUUCCCCUUGGCCGAACUACUGAAGCUCUACCGAAAGUCCGACCUGCUCAUGUCAAAAUCAAAUUCGUCAAAAUCUCGUCCAUGGCAUUCGAAAUCCAACGACCAGAGGAAGGCGAAAAAGGCAUUAUUGCAGAGCAAAAGCGUAUAUAUCGCAUGUUCGUGCCCUUUGUGACCAGCGCAUCUCCAGGGGUGACUUUCUCCGGAGUUUUCUUUACGGGCGAUCGACCAAAUUGGAUCUUUGGAACAGACAAGGGUGGGGUGCAGAUUUACCCUUCCGGGCAUGCCGUUGUGAACGCUUUCACACCUUGUUCUUUGUUCGAAAGCAAGGGGGACUUUUUGAUGUAUACCGAGGAGGCAAGUGUUUCAAAGUGGUUGCCCGAUUUUCACUAUGAUGGGCCCCUACCCUUGCGAUCGGUGCCACGAGGAAGGGCAUAUUCAAGCCUUGUGUUUGACCCCUCAACGUCUCUGCUAGUCGCCGCUUCCUCUCUCCAAGCCAAGUUCGCUUCUUAUGAUGAUGAUGACAAUAAGAUUUGGGAGCCUGAAACGCCUAAUAUCGGAAACCCCAUGUGCGAUACAUCAACCCUAGAACUCAUUUCACCAGACAUGUGGAUAACAAUGGACGGCUUCGAGUUCGCGACCAAUGAGUAUAUCAAUGACGUUGCUUGCGUCACGUUGGAGACGGCGGGGACGGAAGUUGGGAGCAAGGACUUUAUCGCUGUGGGUACCACCAUCGACCGUGGUGAAGACCUCGCCGCAAGGGGUGCUACCUACAUUUAUGAAAUAGUCGAGGUCGUGCCAGAUCCAGCGAUAUCUCCCAAGAGGUGGUACAAGCUGCGCCUCCGCUGUCGAGACGAUGCCAAAGGGCCUGUGACCGCUGUUUGUGGCUUCCAUGGCUACUUGGUGUCCUCUAUGGGCCAAAAGAUCUUCGUUCGUGCUUUUGACUCUGAUGAACGCCUCGUGGGUGUCGCGUUCAUGGAUGUGGGGGUGUAUGUAACCUCCUUGCGUACCCUGAAGAACCUCCUCCUCGUUGGAGACGCCGUGAAGAGCCUUUCUUUCAUUGCUUUCCAGGAGGAUCCAUACAAGCUCGUCUUGCUGGGGAAGGACACCCAGCACGUCUGCGUGACGAAUGCCGAUUUCUUCUUCACUGAUGGGGAGCUUUCUCUUGUGACGGGAGACGAGGAGGGUAUUAUGAGAAUGUAUGAGUAUAACCCACAAGACCCGGACUCUAAAGAUGGUCGAUACCUCCUCCUCCGCACCGAGUUCCAUGGACAAAGUGAAUAUCGGACCUCAACAACCAUUGCUCGCAGGCUGAAGGAUGACCCUUCCAUUCCUCAAGCCAAACUCAUCAUCGGUGGCACGGAUGGGUGUCUCUCGUCUCUCACGCCUGUCGAAGAGCAUGCUUUUAAGCGACUCCAACUCCUACAGGGACAGCUUACGCGAAACAUUCAACAUGUCGCCGGUCUGAAUCCAAAAGCAUUCCGGAUUGUGCGCAAUGAUUUCGUGUCGAAACCCCUAUCGAAGGGCAUCUUGGAUGGGAACUUGUUAGCCCACUAUGAAAGUCUUCCCAUUAUCAGGCAGAACGAGAUGACGCGACAGAUAGGGACAGAUAGGGUUACGCUCCUCCGGGAUUGGAUAGCUCUGAGUGGUGCUUGGUAAUUCAGUGACAAAGGAUCUUCUUUAGUACGUUUCUUUUGUACACUAAUUUGCAAAAUCUUUCCACUCCA